This is a messenger RNA of Cornus florida, 1905 nucleotides long. Its product is annotated as sucrose transport protein-like. Bases 64 to 1596 code for a protein of 510 amino acids. Gene Ontology annotation, molecular function: sucrose:proton symporter activity. Lineage: Eukaryota; Viridiplantae; Streptophyta; Magnoliopsida; Cornales; Cornaceae. Gene Ontology annotation, biological process: sucrose transport. The record is from RefSeq and is a predicted model, not a curated record. Gene Ontology annotation, cellular component: vacuole; plasma membrane. The transcript is spliced from 4 exons.
GAGAACAAGGCAUUCAUCUACAACACACACUGAUCUAGCUAAAUAGACAGAGAGAGCGAGAAAAUGGAGAAUGGUGUGGCUAUGAAAGAUGAUAAACAAAAACCUCCUUCAGCUCUGCAACUCCAAAAAGACUCACUACCCCCGCCAGCCCCACUGCGAGACGUAAUAAUGGUGGCGUCCAUCGCCACCGGAAUUUGUUUCGUGUGGGCCUUGCAGCUCUCCCUCUUAACCCCGUACGUCCAGCUCCUUGGCAUCCCCCACAUGUGGGCCACCUUCAUGUGGCUCUGCGGCCCCAUCUCCGGCAUGGUGGUGCAGCCCGUCGUUGGCUACUACAGCGACCGCUGCACUUCCCGUUUCGGCCGCCGCCGCCCCUUCAUCGCGGCCGGCACCGUCCUCAUCUCCGCCGCCAUCUUUGUUAUAGGCUUCUCUGCCGACCUCGGCCGCCACCUCGGCGACCCCACCACCAAAAAGACCCCCAAGCCCCGCGCCAUCGUCAUCUUCAUCACCGGCUUCUGGAUCCUCGACGUGGCCAACAACAUGGUCCAGGGACCCUGUCGUGCCUUCCUAGGCGACCUCUCCGGCAACGACCAAAGCCGAACCAGAACCGCCAACGCCUUAUUCUCCCUGUUCAUGGCGGUCGGAAACGUGCUCGGCUAUGCGGCCGGAUCAUACAGUCACCUCCACAAUAUGUUCCCAUUCACAAUCACUGAAGCAUGUGAUGUCUACUGUGCAAAUUUGAAGAGUUGUUUUUUUCUCUCCAUUAUUCUGUUACUCAGCCUAACCGUGGUAGCAUUUACAACAGUACACGAGAAGCCUAUAUAUCUACCCAAACCGGAAACUUCCGGUGACUUUAAAGGGAAGGGACUAGGGAGGUUACCCUUUUUUGGGGAAAUAUUUGGUGCGUUGAAGGAGUUGCCUAGGACCAUGUGGAUUCUGCUUAUGGUGACGUGUCUGAAUUGGAUUGGGUUCUUUCCGUUUCUGUUGUACGAUACGGACUGGAUGGGGAAGGAAGUUUAUGGAGGAAAGGUAGGGGAAGGGAGAAUGUAUGAUAAGGGUGUACACGCGGGUUCAUUGGGUCUGAUGCUGAACUCGGUGGUGCUGGGGAUCACGUCGCUGACGCUGCAGGUCGUGGGGCGUGGCGGCGGUGCUGCAGGGAAGCGGCUUUGGGCGGGUGCCAACUUUCUGCUUGCGAUUUGCUUGGCCAUGACGGUGUUGAUCACCAAAAUGGCCGACUCCACGAGGCGGUUUCCCACCGUAGGUGGUGCUGGGGCCGAUCCAUUGCCGCCACCUGUUGGGGUGAAGAUUGGCGCGUUUGCUCUAUUUGCCGUCCUGGGCAUCCCUUUCUCGGUGAUUACUGUUGUUCCCUAUGCUCUAGCAUCCAUUUUUUCUACCAAUUCUAAUUCAGGACAAGGUCUCUCUAUGGGAGUUCUGAAUUUAGCAAUAGUUAUACCACAGAUGAUUGUGUCUGUAGUGAGUGGACCAUGGGAUGCCCUAUUUGGAGGAGGCAAUUUACCAGCAUUUAUCGUCGGAGCCAUUGCAGCCGCAGUAAGCGGGGUGCUCGCACUUACCGUGCUUCCAUCUCCACCUCCAUCUUGAUACUUAAUUCGGACACUCUAUCACUGCUCAUCUACUAAAUGUUUUGGAAACCCACUGUUUGAUCCAUUAAAAUAUGUGUUUAAAUUUUGGAGUCGAAUUUUCAUCAUGUCUAGAUAUUUUAAUAUUUUAUGAAAAAACUAGACCUACCUAAUUUCCCCACAAAAGUCAAAUAGGGAAGUUAUUUCUUCUUCUUCUACUUCUUUUUUUUUUAGUUUAUAAUUGUAAAAUAUUCUUGUAUCUCAUCUUCCCACAAUAUGUCAAUGUGGUUAAUUAUUAAUGAGAAAUCGUCCUUAAUGUGUCACUUGGCUA